AUGGAUUUUCCAAUUUCCCUGGACUCCUUGUAUCAAGUACCAAUGCCCAGCAGUCUUUUCUUAUUCAUCCACCUCCUUCUCCUCUUCCCACCUGGGAAGCUGAAUUCAGAUGAAGUCAAGGUUGUAGGCCCUGGGGAAUCCAUCCUGGCCCAUGUUGGGGAAGAAGUGGAGUUUUCAUGCCACUUGUCACCAUACCUGGAUGCGGAGCACAUGAAGAUCCUCUGGUUCAAGAGCCAGGCCUCAGAUGUGGUCCACCUGUACCAGGAGCAGCAGGAGCUUUCCCACUUGCAGAUGGUGGAGUUCCAAAACAGGACCAAACUCAUCAAGGAUGAGAUCAGAAAUGGUAGUGUGAUCCUGCAGCUCUACAACAUUGUCCCCUCUGAUGAGGGCCACUAUGGAUGCCGCUUCCAUUCCAGUGACGUCACCAAAGAAGCUAUCUGGGAGUUGGAGGUAGCAGGAAUAGGUUCAGACCCUCAUAUUUCCCUUGAGGGUUUCAAGGAAGGAGGCAUUCACUUGAGGUGCAGCUCCAGUGGCUGGUACCCCAAGCCCAAGUCUCAAUGGAGGGACCAUCAAGGACAGUGCCUUCCUCCAGAGUCUGAAGCCAUCAUCCAGAAUGCCCAGGGCCUGUUUGAUGUGGAAACAUCCAUGGUCCUCCGAGAAGGAACCCUCAGCAAUGUGUCCUGCUCCUUCCAGAACCCCCUCCUGGCCCAGAAGAAAGAGUGUGUGGUCCAAAUAGCAGAUGUGUUUUUACCUAGAACCUCCCCCUGGAAGGGUGCUUUCCUUGGAAUUCUAGCGGUUCUGCCCCUACUCCUGGCUCUCCUCGCGAUACUGUCGCUGUACUUCUUUCAAAAGCAAAGGACAACCCAAGAGAAGCUAAAGAAGCAGGCAGAGAAUGAAAAAGGGAAACUCACAGCAGAGCUGGGGAAGCUUCAGAAAGAGCUUGACUGGAGAAGGACUGAAGGACAGGCUGAAUGGAGAGCAGCCCAAAGAUACGCAGUGGACGUGACCCUGGAUCCAGCCUCAGCGCACCCCAGUCUGGUGGUCGCCCAAGAUGGCAAGAGCGUGUCCUCCCGAGAGGUGACACAGGAUCCUGUGGCAGGCAACCCACAGAUGUUCACCGAGCAGACUUGUGUGCUGGGCCUCCAGCGCUUCUCCGCUGGCCGCCACUACUGGGAGGUGCAUGUGGGCCACCGGAGCCGCUGGUUCCUUGGCGCCUGCCUGGCUGCAGUGCCACGUGCUGUAUCUGUGCGCCUGAGCCCAGCCACUGGCUACUGGGUGAUGGGACUGUGGAACAGCUGCGAGUACUUUGCGCUGGACCCGCGCCGCAUUGCGCUCACCCUGCGCGUGCCCCCGAGGCGGGUAGGCAUCUUCCUGGACUAUGAGGCCGGAAAGUUGUCCUUCUUCAAUGUGUCUGAUGGUUCCCACAUCUUCACCUUCACUGACACCUUCUCAGGGCCUCUCUGUGCGUAUUUUAGACCCAGAGCCUACGAUGGCAGCAAACACCAGGAUCCUCUGACCAUCUGCCCAUUGCCCAUUAGAGGGACAAGCAUCCUUGAAGAGGACGACAGUGACACCUGCAACAUACAGCCCUAUGAGCCCUGGGACUCCACCCUGAACCUGGAUCCUGAGCCAGUGGCUUUGUCCUCCUGUCUUCUCUUGAGUGAAUAA
Messenger RNA from Chrysochloris asiatica (Cape golden mole), 1668 nucleotides. It is a transcript of the gene BTNL9, whose product is annotated as butyrophilin-like 9. Gene Ontology annotation, molecular function: signaling receptor binding. The transcript has 10 exons. Gene Ontology annotation, cellular component: external side of plasma membrane. NCBI's taxonomy places the organism in Eukaryota, Metazoa, Chordata, Mammalia, Afrosoricida, Chrysochloridae. The record is from RefSeq and is a predicted model, not a curated record. The coding region runs from base 1 to 1668 and encodes 555 amino acids. Gene Ontology annotation, biological process: regulation of cytokine production; T cell receptor signaling pathway.